AUGGAGGGAAAUGAGACUCUGCCGGAUCAUCUACGGUGCAAAAGAACAGACGGUCGACAAUGGCGGUGCAAUCGGCGAGUCAUGGAAGAUAACAAGCUCUGCGAAAUUCACUAUAUCCAAGGUCGUCACCGUCAGAAUAAGGAAAAAGUCCCUGACUCCCUCAAACUCGAAAGAAAGAAACCCAAUAAAAAGCCGCAAAAUCUGCACUCUCAGCUUCACAAUCUCGAAAUUAGGGCCAAAAAAAUUGUGAAGAAGUCUAAAAAAUCUAAGCGAAAGCGAUGUGUUUCGGAGGCGCUGGACGAGGCAUUGAAGAAGAUGAAGUUGAAGAGAGGUGAUUUGCAGUUGGAGUUGAUAAGGGUGUUCUUGAAAAGGCAAGUGGAGAAGAAGAAGGAAAGAGAAUUUGAGAGAGACAAUGAGAGAGAGUUGAGGAGAAAGUUGCCUAAUGGAGUACUGGAGAUUUCGUCGUCGCCAUCCCCCAACAAAUUUAACAAUGUAGGCUGUUAUAAUGUCAAAUUAGGGCUAAAUUCCUGUUCCAAUUUGUUUUCGCGGCGGUCUUUUCGGUCCAAGAAUAUCGAAAGGUUUCCCUUUGAUACAAUGCAGGCUAUGCCACCUGCACAGAGUGUUGGGAAUUUGAAGAAAGGGAAGAGGAAGAAAUGCCAUUGCUGUAGGAGAAGUAAUCAGUGGGGUUUAACUAAAUGUUCAAGUAGUCAGAAACAUUUCUUUUGUCGGGAUUGCAUCGGACGAUAUGUUGAUAAGCAAGAAGUAAAGAUGGCAUGCCCUGUUUGUCGUGGAACCUGCAUCUGUAGGGCCUGCUCAAAAAAGCAAUCUAAAGACGACGAACAUGAGGAAUUGUAUAGGGAUAAAAACAAGGUUGAGAAAAUCCAAUUACUUCACUAUCUGAUCUGUAGGCUUCUUCCUGUGCUGGAACAAGUAAACCGGGAACAGAGCAUUGAGCUGGAUAUAGAAGCUAAAAUAACAGGAAAAAUGCCGUCAGAAGUUAAGAUUCAGCAGGCUGAAUUAGGCUGGCAGACUAUAAUUUGCUGUAACUGCAAGAAUUCAAUUGUUGAUUUCCAUAGAAGCUGCACAAAUUGUUCCUAUACUCUUUGCUUAAGUUGUUGUUGGGAGUUUUGUCGGGGGAGAUUACCUGGUGGUAUUAAAGCAUUUCAGUUCAAAUACCCAAGUACAAGGAAAUGUGGUACGUCUGAAGGCGAGCUGCUCUCAGAGAUGAAGCAGACUAGCAUAUCUAGGAAAAGUUCUGGCAGGGCACACAUCGUUUCUCCCAUGUUAUUGCAAAAAUGGAAAGCUUGUGCUGAUGGCAGUAUAUCUUGCCCACCCGGGGCUCUUGGUGGUUGUGGGGAUAGCCUUCUGGAUUUGAGAUGUGUCUUACCCUUCAGUUGGACCAAAGAGCUAGAAGUAAUAGCAGAAGAAAUAGUUUGCAGCUAUGACUAUCCAGAAACUUCAGAUGCUUCUUCCUGUUGUUCACUUUGUGGCGGCACAGAUUAUAAAGCUGGUGGAAUCAAGCUAUUGCAAGAAGUGGCUAGGCGAAAAAAUUCGAAUGACAACUUUCUAUAUUGCCCCACCAUGAAAAGUCUUCAUGAGGAAAACCUUGAACACUUUCAGAAGCAUUGGGGAAAAGGUCAUCCUGUUAUAGUUCGGAAUGUGGUUCAGAACUCAUUGGAUCUGAGUUGGGAUCCUUUAAUCAUGUUCUGUACUUACCUUGAGAAAAGCAGUGCAAAAUCCCAGAGUGAUAAGGAAACAGUCAAAGCCACCAAUUGCUUGGACUGGUGUGAGGUAGAAAUUGGUAUGAAACAAGUAUUUAUGGGGUCUCUAGAGGGACAGACUCAUGCAAAUAUGAAGCGCGAGAUGCUGAAACUGAAAGCUUGGCUUUCUUCUCAUUUAUUUCAAGAACAGUUUCCAGCCCAUUAUGCUGAGAUCAUGCACUCUCUGCCACUUCAAGAGUACAUGAAUCCUAUAUCUGGUAUUCUAAACCUAGAUGUGAAGUUGCCGCAAGAAAUGCGAAGGUCUGACUUAGGACCUUGUAUAUAUAUCUCAUAUGCUGGACCAGACGAACUUAUGCAGGCUGAUUUUGUGACGAAACUAUGUUAUGAAUCAUAUGAUAUGGUCAAUAUUCUUGCACAUGCUACAGAUGUUCCAGCUUCCACAGAGCAGCUGACUAAUAUCAAAAAGUCAAUUAAAUCGCACAAAGUUCAAGAUAAUAAGGAGUCUACCACUAACAUUACUGAUCAGAAAAUAACGAAUGAUGCGAAAGGAAAAUCAUCUUCGCAGAGUGAAGUCACUGAAGAGUCAAGCUUGCAGGAUAUGGUUGGAGAAGGCUUGCACCUAGCCAAUGGAACUGCUAAAGUAUCUGUGCGUUCUUGUGACUCACUUAAGAACUGUGCUUUAAGUGCGGAAGAUGGAAAUAUGUCCCAUUCCAGUGACCAUGAUUCUGAAUUUGAUUUUGAGGCCACAAUACAUUGCUCUGGAAUCAUUCAAAGCUCUGGAGAUUCAGACGAUCAGAACUUCGAUGAUGAUAUAGAAAGCUGUAGUUGUUCUGGAGAGAACUUAGUGGCUGACUCUUGUGGUGCCCAAUGGGAUAUAUUUCGCAGACAAGAUGUCCCAAAGCUUUUAGAAUACCUGAAGAGGCACUCUAACGAGUUCAGCUAUACCCACUGCCCUCCAAAACAUGUGGUUCAUCCAAUUCUUGAUCGGGAAUUCUUCCUUGAUGCAUAUCACAAAUUGAGGCUUAAGCAGGAGUUUGAUAUUGAACCAUGGACGUUUGAACAACACCUUGGGGAAGCUGUCAUCAUUCCUGCUGGAUGUCCAUAUCAAACUAGAAAACUUAAGUCCUCUGUUAAUGUUGCGUUGGACUUCAUUUCACCUGAAAAUGCUGCCGAGUGCAUCAAUUUAAAUGAUGAACUCCGUCUACUUCCCCUACGCCACAAAGCAAAAGAAAAAAUGUUUGAGGUGAAGAAAAUGAGCCUCUAUGGAGUCAGUGCAGCAAUAGAAGAAAUCCGUAACCUUACACAUGCAGAGCUUGGAAGACAAUGA
Ilex paraguariensis (yerba mate) is the source of this 3048-nucleotide messenger RNA. Lineage: Eukaryota; Viridiplantae; Streptophyta; Magnoliopsida; Aquifoliales; Aquifoliaceae. The record is from the annotation of a GenBank genome assembly.